This is a messenger RNA of Fraxinus pennsylvanica, 483 nucleotides long. The record is from the annotation of a GenBank genome assembly. Lineage: Eukaryota; Viridiplantae; Streptophyta; Magnoliopsida; Lamiales; Oleaceae.
AUGGGUGUUACAAGAAUCAAUCAAGAAUUUGGCAGCCCGGUGGCAGCACCACGCCUAUUCAAGGCUUUGAUCUUGGACUCCAACACCCUAUUACCAAAGCUCUUACCCCAAUCCAUCAGAAGUGUUGAUACAUUACAAGGAGAUGGAGGAGCAGGAACCAUUGAGCAAGUUAACUUCACCGAAUCAAGUCAUUUUAAGUUUGUGAAAAAUCGGAUAGACGAGCUAGACAAGGAUAAUUUUGUGUGCAAGUACACGAUGAUGGAGGGCGACGCAUUGGGUGACAAGCUUGAGUUUAUAGCUUAUGAAAUCAAGUUUGAGGAAGGCAGCAAUGGUGGGUGCAUUUGUAAGAUGGCUAGUGAAUACCAUACCAUUGGAAAUUUGGAGGUCAAAGAAGAUGAAAUCAAGGCUGGCAAAGACAGUGCCAUGGGCAUAUACAAAGUUGUUGAAGCAUACCUCUUGGAGAAUCCUCAUGUUUAUGCAUAA